Schistocerca gregaria is the source of this 1985-nucleotide messenger RNA. Its product is annotated as putative fatty acyl-CoA reductase CG5065. Gene Ontology annotation, cellular component: peroxisome. Gene Ontology annotation, molecular function: alcohol-forming very long-chain fatty acyl-CoA reductase (NADP+) activity. Gene Ontology annotation, biological process: long-chain fatty-acyl-CoA metabolic process. Bases 110 to 1714 code for a protein of 534 amino acids. The record is from RefSeq and is a predicted model, not a curated record. The transcript has 9 exons. Lineage: Eukaryota; Metazoa; Arthropoda; Insecta; Orthoptera; Acrididae.
GCCAGUCGCCUGCGAAACCACCGCCAGAGUCGGCGCCGCACGGAAGCCGGUCGCCGAGCAGCUCAGCGCGCCGCCAAACCGGGAUUCGAGUCCAGUCAUUGUAAAGAAGAUGAUCGUCAACGACGGGGAUACAGAGACGCAGGUCCCACAGAUGGAGGCCGUUCCGGACUCCAGCAGCGAGCAACAAGUCCACCGGCUCGCUGUGAUCGGCUGCGAGGAGCCCCAGCUCCAGAAGGGAACACCCGUGCAGCGUUUCUUCAGAGGCCGCUGUGUGCUGGUGACGGGAGCCACCGGCUUUGUGGGCAAGGUGCUGCUGGAGAAGCUGCUGCGCUCCUAUCCCGACGUCGACACCGUCUACGCCCUGCUCAGGCCCAAGAAGGGAAUCGGUGUCCAGCAGCGCUUGCAAGACAUCCUCUCAAAGCCGGUGUUCAGCAAGCUUGGGAAGGAGCAGCGGGGACACGUGGUGGCGGUGGCUGGAGACGUCGCGCAGUUGGGCCUGGGUUUGAGUCCCGAUGACGCGGAGAUGCUGCGCCACAGAGUCUCGGUCAUCUUCCACGUGGCCGCCACCGUCCGCUUUGACGAGAAGCUGCAGGUGGCUGCUGCCACCAACGUGCGAGGCACGAAGGAGGUGCUCCGCCUCGCCCGAGAUAUGCCCAAUCUCAAGGCUGUGGUGCACACGUCGACGGCGUACGUGCAGUGCGUGCGGCGCCAGAUGCGUGAGUGCGUGAUGGAGCCGCCGAUGACGGCCGCUGAAUUCCUGCAGCUCUGUGACAGCAUCAAGGAGGACACAGGCGACCUUCGGAGGUUUCUAGGCUCGUAUCCGAACACUUACACCUUCACAAAAGCUGUUGCAGAGCAUCUUAUCCAGCAAGAGUUCUCUGACCUUCCAGUAGCCAUCGUUAGGCCGUCAAUUGUGGUGGCGACCAUGGCAGAGCCUUUCCCGGGUUGGGUAGAUAGUAUGAACGGCCCCAUGGGUGUGGUGGCGACAGCAAUCAGUGGCCUGCUGAGGGUCUUGUACUGUGACGUCAGGAAGCUGAUGGACCUGAUACCUUGCGACAUGGUAGCCAACUGCAUGGUCGCUGCCGCCUGGGACGUCGCCACUGACAGUCGGGAGUGCACUGAGCGGCCCAAGGUGUACAACUGCGUGGCGACAACCGACGCGCCGCUGACGUACGGUGACUUCGUAAGCAACGUAGUCCGCUGCACGGCAGACUGGCCUCCCAAGGCGGCGGUGUGGUGCUGCUCGGUGCGCAGCACCCGCCACUGGCACGUCUACCUGCUGUGUCGGCUGCUGCUGCAGCUGCUGCCCGCCUACGUCGCCGACUGCAUCGCGCUCCUCACGCACCGGAAGCCGCGGCUGAGGGAAUAUUACAGAAAUGCACACAACUUCAACAAGGCGGUGAGGUUCUUCGUGGAGCGCGAGUGGGAGUUGGAGACCGCGCAGACCAAGGCGCUGCGGUCGCGCCUCGCCGCCGAAGACCGUGCACUGCUGCCGUUCGACCCCCGGCUGGUAGUCUGGGAGCGCUACUUCGACCACUUCGUGUGUGGCGUGCGGCGCUUCCUCCUCAAAGACGAGCUGGACUCCGUGCCGGCUGCCAGGCUGCGCUACAGGAGAUUGCUACGGCUGCACCAGUGUGUCAAGAUGGCGGCGUUACUGGUCGUCUUAGCUGUGGCGUGUGCUAUUAUCUACGCUGUUGUAUACUGCUUCACGUAAUCCUGUGAGGAGCUGGUCAGCUCUAAUAUAGAAGUCCAUGUUUAUAGAUUAACUACAAUUUUGUAACAUACAUAUAAAAUGCAGAUCUUAAACUAAUGUUAAACAGUUGAAAGUAAGAGAAGUAUAAUGCGUAUUUUUAAUGUGAUAAAUAAAACCUAUGUAACAUGUAUCUGUCACCAAGUAGUCUCAUUUGUAUCAUUGUUAGUCACGGGUGACAUCCUUUCCUAUUUUGUAUUUAGGUGAUGAAGUUCUUAAAUAUAUAGCAAUUAUC